Molecule: messenger RNA, 2958 nt
Organism: Cavia porcellus (domestic guinea pig)
Lineage: Eukaryota; Metazoa; Chordata; Mammalia; Rodentia; Caviidae
Product: olfactory receptor 5AU1
Biological process (GO): sensory perception of smell; G protein-coupled receptor signaling pathway
Cellular component (GO): membrane
Molecular function (GO): odorant binding; olfactory receptor activity
Source: RefSeq, a predicted model, not a curated record
UUUUUUUUUUUUUUUUUUUUUGUCUUUUUCGGUAUCCCUAGCCCCUGGAAGAGUGGAUUUAAGGAAGAGAUAAAUGUGGAGGCUCUGAGCAGCUGCCUGCUGCAUUGUCCACCACUCUUCUCUAUCUGUCCCCGUCCUCUACCUCAGUAGAGGCCUCCUGUCUCAUCCAUGCUUCUGUGAAGUGAAGACACAUUCCGACUUUUCUGUUUUUGUCCAUUCUUUACUCAGAGAAAUACUUGCGAGCACUUAACCUACCUGAAGCCAUGAAUUAGGAAAAAAGAUAUGAAGUCACGCCUCAAGAAGUUCUACGCUAUUCUUGACUACAGUUCAUCUGUGCACUUUCUAGAAUCCUAUAAGCUAUUUCUGCCCCAAGAGUUUUACUGUCAUCUCUUUGAAGUUCUGUAACAGGCCUGGAAGCUCAGUUGGCCUUUGACACUAAUGUGGCCAAUGACAUUUGCAUUACAAACUUGGUAACUGGGGUUGGGGAUUUAGCUCAGCGGUAUAAGUGCCUUCCUUGCAAGUGUGCGGUUGUGAGUUCGAUCCCUGGUACCGAUAAAAAUGAAAAAGACAAAAAAAAAAAAAAAAGAAUGAGCUCUGAAAGCUGUGUUUGCAUCUGCACUCAUAUUUGGGGUCUCUGUUUUAUUAGAACUUGUUAGAUCUCCAGGCAUUACUAAAACCCUCUUCCUCAUCACCAGCCAUGGUGUUCUAUCAGCAGAAAGAAGGCCUCCAGAAUCUUCUCCUGCCUACAGAAUUUGGUAAUUCUAGAAAUUCUGCCCGUAAGAUGAACCAGAAUCGUCUUCUCUCUUCAAUCCUCCCAUCAUGUUUCACAGGUGUGUUAUUUACUCACCAUCUGCAGGGCAGGAAGAGGUGGCUCACAUCUGCCCUUCUCUGUCCUAUCAGUCAGAUACUGGCUUCAGGUUCACAGCUGAAAGUCUCAACCAAACAGCACAAGAUGCCCAGUUCAGGACCCUGGGGUACCUCAGGGACUUGGGAGGCAGAGGAGCCAAUGAGGCCUUCGUCCAGGAGAGGGGCUGACCCUUUCCUGCUGCCCCAACAGCCCCAAGUCCAGCACAAAUUCUCUUCCCUGGGAAUGGCUGCUGUCCUUCUGAAAUAUGGGCAGUGAUUUCUGCUGGAUGACGCUUCUCAGUUUGCUCUCUGGGCCAUCUCUCCACUUUUCAGCCCUCAUUACCUUUGGGCUCACAGCAGUGCUUGGACCAUGCUGGUCUCACAAGUGCAGUUUGAUAAGUGAGCCAGUGAGCCCUGUUGGGCUGUCUGCAGGCUGGCUCGGUCAUUUUUGCUGAGUAAAUGUAUCUCUGUCUGAGCUGUUUGGUGAUAGGAUGGUUGCUAGAUUGUGUUGCUAUUAUUCUUUCAUCUCGUUAAUCAUGUUCGUUUAUGUAUUAGGUCUGUCUUCCCAAUCAGAAUAAUCUCUGGAUCUUUCUCAGUGUGCCAGGCUUUCUUCACAUGCAUUGCAUUAACUCACUGAAUUUUAACAAGUUUUAAGAUUUGUGGUGUUAUCCUUAUUGUGCACCUGAGAAAGCUGAAACUCAGAGAGCUGAAGUAACAUCAACAGUUCACAGCUGGUUUGCGGUGAAGUCCCAGCUUUUGAAACUUGGCAGUUUGACAUCAGGGCCUGGAUGCCUGCAUAAAAUAUGCUGUCUCUGGAAUAUAAACUCUUAAAUUUCUGAGAGGGAGGGCACAAAGCUAUCCAACAAAAAAUAGUGAUGAUAUGCAUGUAUGGGUGACUAUUUUAUUAUUUAAUAGUGUUUUAGGACCCCUGAGAGAACAAAUUGCAUGUUUCUUUCAUAUUUUCCAUUGUUGCUCAAGUAAUGUUUAUCAACUAACCAAAGAGCCAACCAGCCAAGUAGAGAAGACCAUACACCAAGCCAAAUUUCCUCAGUAGGAUAACUUCCAAGAGGUUGUCUUAGGGCGGAGUUUAACCCAGUAAGCUCCUAGGUAUUCAAACUCACUCCUGGUGGUGACAAAACUGGGUAAUUAUGGAACUGACAAACCUGAGCCAAGCGAUGCAGUUUGAACCCUUGGGUCUCCCCAGAGAUCCGACGCCAGAGGCUGCUGGUGCGUACACCGUCACCAGACUGGGGAACCUGGUCAUGGUCCUCCUGAUCCAUGGGCGCCACCUGCACACGUCUGUGUACUCCCUCCUGAAGAGCCUGUCUGUCCUGGAUUUCUGCUGCUCCUUCCCAGCAGUCCCCCAGAACUUGGUAAAGAGAAAGGUGAUCUCCUGUUAUGGCUGCAUGGCCCGGAUGUUCUUCUAUGCAGGCUUUGCCCCCAGAGAGUGCUUUUGAGUCGCUGCCAUGGCCUGUGACUGCUCUGCUGCCCUUUGUAAUCCGCUGUCUCUCCUCCUCUCUCCUCGCUCCUCACUCUCCUCCUCCUCCUCCUCCUCCAUUGCAUCGCCUCGAGUCUGUUUAUUCAGUCUGAAGUUCUGUGUUGCUGAUGUGGUCACUCACUGUUUCUGCCAUGGGCCACCCAUUUUGUUCCUGUCUUGUGUGGACACCUCACUCCAUGAGAACUUGUUCUCCAUUUUUGCAGGUUUCAGCCUUUUGAACUGCACCCUCACCAUCUUGGUCUCCUACUUCUUAAUCCUCUUCACCAUUCUGAGACAGAAAUCAGCAGGCAGGUCCAACGCGUUUUCCACCUGUGCUUCCCACCUCACCGCUGCCUGCUUCUUCUCUGGUGCAACGCUUUUCAUGUAUCCGCCCAGGCCCAGCUACUCCCUUACCUAGGACCGCGCGGCCACUGUGAUCUACACAAUGGUCACCCCAGUGCUGAACCCUAUAGUCUACUCAGUGAGAAACAAGGAUGUGAAGGGUGCUUUAAGAAAGGCGUUGGGCAGAAAAAUGGUGCAAGGACCUUUUCCACUCAUUGCUGUGCUGUAGGAAAGCCCAGGGACCUUUGCCUUGGGUGUGCUACUCUGAGCAGAUUCCCAGCUGGCCCUGUAAG